This is a messenger RNA of Belonocnema kinseyi, 2140 nucleotides long. RefSeq names its product piggyBac transposable element-derived protein 4-like. The coding region runs from base 244 to 2058 and encodes 604 amino acids. Lineage: Eukaryota; Metazoa; Arthropoda; Insecta; Hymenoptera; Cynipidae. The record is from RefSeq and is a predicted model, not a curated record. The transcript is spliced from 3 exons.
GGCUCGGGUGCAUUUCACCCAAUGUGUAUCCUACGUCAGAAAAACGCACUUGACGAAAAAAUUCAUUUUGGUUAAAAACCGAAAUGAUACAGUGUUUGUUAGAGUAUUAUUUAAAGAAUAUUAAAGAGGGAUCUGCGGUUAAGUUUUUUGUGACUAUUUGAGUGAUUUGAGAGCUGAAAAUUGAAAAAGACGGUUUGGAACGCUCGUCAAUUUUGGAGCAGACAACACUAUUAAAUUGCAAAGAUGAUGACGGGUCGUAGGCAACGCCAAGCGGAGCAGAUCGAAGCGUUAUAUUCGGAGAAAAUAGAGACUAGGGAAGGCUCGAGGUCGAGAGGACGAAACCAAGAAAAUGAGAGUGAGACCGAUGAUGCCACCGAGCAUAGAAGCUCCACUGAAUCAGAAACCGACGCUAAUGGCUCAUCCAAUGCUGAAAGUGAGCGGGAAGACGAGGAACAGCCAGCGGCGUCAUCACCCGGUGGCAGCGGCAGAGCAGGUGAGCCAAAAAAGAAACGCAGCCGCUCUUCUUACUUGAACACUAAAAGUGGUCUCGAAUGGAGUUUAAAUGCUCCGGACGUAAAACAUAGUAUAACCUCUAAUACAAACCAUACUCCUUCGACGAAAGGGGCAGCUGCUGAUGCAUCUACACCUUUAGAAGCGUGGAGUUGUUUAUUUACUAAUGACAUUUUGGAUAUAAUACUUUUGCAUACCAAUGAACAAAUUGAACGGGAGAUUAAUGAUUGUAAAAUGGCUAAUAUUGAAUUGCAAUCCACUCAUCGAAAAACUGACCUACUCGAAUUAAAGGCAUUCAUCGGGUUGCUUUACUAUGCCGGCGCUCAAAAAGUUACUAAAUUAAAUUCUCAGGAUAAAUGGGGCCCUCAUAGUUUUCCGUUAUUCAAAGCAACGAUGUGUCGCAAUAGAUUUUUAUUUUUGCAAAGUUGUUUAAGAUUUGACGAUAAAGGGACACGUGCUGAAAGAAAAAAAUACGAUCGUUUUACUCACAUUCGUGAAAUAUGGGAACUGUUUAUAAAAAACUGUACAGAUAAUUAUGAACCAGGUCAAAACUGUACUAUUGAUGAACAACUUUUUUCCUUUCGUGGACGGUGUAUUUUUAAAGUGUAUCUUCCAGCAAAACCCGAUAAAUAUAGUAUAAAAAUUGUUUCUUUAAACGAUUCUGUUACACAUUACAUGAUCAAUGCGAUGCCUUGUGUUGGCACAGUUGCAAAAGAACCAACUGAAACUGUACCCGAUUAUUAUGUUAGAAAAUUAAGCGAAUCUUUAUAUGGUAGCGGGCGAAAUAUUACAUGUGAUAACUGGUUCACGAGUGUUCCGAUAUGUGAUAAAUUAAAAAAAGAUUAUAAUUUAACUUUAGUGGGAACUAUAAAAAAAAGUAAACGUGAAAUCCCAACUCAAUUUAAGCAAGUGCCUAAAAAUGGAAGUAAUGUACAGUUUGCUUACGCUGAUGGAAAAGUUUUAGUUUCUUUAAAUCCAAAAAAUAAAAAAAUUGUAUUACUUCUAUCUUCACUUCAUACCAACGGCCAGAUCGAUGCUGAAACAGGAAUGCCCGAGAUAGUUGUUUUUUAUCAUAAAAGCAAAGAUGCUACUGACAGUUAUGAUAAAAAAUGCCAUCACUACUCUGUAACGAUGCGAACUUUUCGAUGGAUAUUGCGUAUGUUCUUUGCUAUGUUAGAUCAAGCAGGUGUUAAUUGUUUUAUUUUGUACUCAUUGAAUUCUGAUAAUGCGGCUUUGAACAGACAUGAUUUUCUUGUACAGCUAAGUAUGGAAUUGAUUAAACCUUAUUUGCUUCAACGGCGUGCACGGCCAUCUCUUCGGCGUAACAUAACAACUUUAAUAGGAGAAUUUUUAGAUAAUAAGGAGAUUCCAGAAGACCAAGACAUUCGCUACUACAUUGGUGAAAAUAAGCUUGAUAAGCCAAAGCGGUGUGGUCUUUGUCAUGCUUCUUCAGAUAGAAAAACUAAUUACAAAUGUUUAAAAUGCGAUCUACCAAUGUGCAAAGAACACACCGCCAAGAUUUGCGUUGUAUGUAGCAUUAACGAAUAAACGAGUAUUGUACAUUCAAUUAUACUUCUAAUUAAAUAUAAGGAUAUUUGUUGAAUUUUUGAAACAUUUUUUUUUUUAAUAA